This is a messenger RNA of Vigna umbellata (rice bean), 2885 nucleotides long. RefSeq lists its product as uncharacterized. The record is from RefSeq and is a predicted model, not a curated record. NCBI's taxonomy places the organism in Eukaryota, Viridiplantae, Streptophyta, Magnoliopsida, Fabales, Fabaceae.
UUGUUUGGUUUUUCCAUUCUGUAGUAGAAUGAGGCGUAAACUUUCAAUUUGACACAACCUUUGAAUUCUCUUCUGAACCAAACCAUAUCAAGAGAAGUAGAAACAGACCCAGAAUCAUGGUAACAACGGCAAUACAGAACCAGAAUUCUAGGUUCUAAGCAACCCAACUCAGAACACAGGUCGCUGACAUGUUCUUUUCUCUCCACAUCCUUUUUCUUUCCCUUCCGAAUAAUUAGGUAACACUUCACCCUCUGCUGAAUCGGAUUCGCAUGUGAAAAACAUCUUCCAGAGUUUGCACGUACAUCUUUAUCCCUGCGGGUGUAAAGUCUCAUUCCUGUGCAAAUUUUCAAAGUUAAAAUCAGAGUUGCAUGACUUUCCCCUGUUUUAAUUUCCUCUGUUUUGCUUCAAAAGGAAUGAACACGUUUGUGGAAUGAAUUCACCCCCUCAAUGAGAUUUGGGUGAAAAUCCCACUUCCAUUUAUGUGAUUAUGGAUUCUGUGAAAGGUUUUCUUCAACGGAAAUGGAUCCUUUUGCGGAAUAUUUUCAGAAAUUUCUCUCUAGGCUUUUGAAUACUCUGUUUUGGGUCUUCACCAAAGUCUUCAUGAGAUUCUGUUGUUCUGAUUCUUCUAGAGCAAUGAAACCGCUUUAUUCUUCCCAGUUUUCUUGUGACAAUGAGCAAGCUGAGUCAAUUCACUCUGAGUCUGAAAAUUUUGGGUAUCUGGCUGAUGCUCUCUCACGUGAAAAUGAUCCAAAUUAUUCCGAUGGUUGCCAGGGAGGAACAAAGUCCAUUGAAAAACGUUGUUCUGAAACUCUUCGUGGCAGUGAGAAUUUUGGGUCCGAAGAAGAUGAAACGACAAAGUUUGUUUUCAAAUUUGAAUACCAAAAGUGGAAUUACAAUUAUGAUGACGAAUUCAGGGACGGGUAUGAUGAAAGUAGUGAUUUUGUGAAGGGGGGUGAUGCUGUUUCUGCCAGCACCACCAAUAAGUAUGAGUUCAUGUCAGGCAAGAGUUUCAGUCACUUCUUGGAUGAACCUCAGGCUGGAAAUUUCACUGUCAAAGAAUGUUUUGUUCAUUCAAACGAAGCCUUUAAAUUGGAAAAUCAAGUUAAAUAUGAUUUUGGGUUAUUGUUAAGGAAGAAUUUUAUGCCAGAAAAUUGUGAAGAAGGGGUUAGUGAAGAAAAUCUCGACAAUUUCACAGAAAAGAAACUCAAAGCUGAGGAGUCGAUAGAGCAUCCUGUCGAGCCAAUUGUUCGCAAUUUUCUUUCGGAAGAUGAUUCUAUUUGUUCAAGUUCCAACUCAGAUUCUAUUAUCAGUUCUUUGGGGGAGGGGUUUUUGUCGGACACAGAUUUUGGAAACACUGUGGAGUUUGAGACACCGGAGAGCAAUGCAGAAGAAAAUGCAGUUUUAACAGAAGAGGAUAUGGACGAGAAAAUAUAUGAGAAUUUGGAUGUUGGAUAUGAGCCUGAUGAUUUCACCGAAGAGGAUGAAGAUGUAAUGGAUGAGCUUGGAAAGUUGGAAGAAGAAUGCAGACUAGAGGAGUCUUCAGGAAAAAGUUUUGAAGAUAAAAAUAUCAAUUCCAAGCUUCAGCAAUCAAUGGAGCCCCAUUCACAAACUUUAACAACUAUUGAUCUUGAGGAUUCCAACCGGUUUGACACACUGUGGGAACAUCAAGAUUUGAUAGAUCAGUUGAAGAUGGAACUGAAGAAGGUCAGAGCCACUGGUCUGCCAACCAUCCUUGAGGAUUCUGAGUCUCCAAGGAUAAUGGAAGACUUGAAGCCAUGGAAAAUUGAUGAAAAAUUACAGCAUGGUAACACCACAAACGAGCUUCCAAAAUUCUACAGGAGUUAUAGAGAACGAAUGCGGAAAUUCGACAUCUUGAAUUACCAAAAGAUGUAUGCUAUAGGUGUUUUGCAGUCAAAGGACCCACUCCAAUCAUUUUCAACCCGUAAAAACCCUUCACCAGCAUUCACAAGCAUUAUUCCACGCGGCUUUCGCCUUUCUAGACGAAAACAAAUAGAAGCUGACCCAAUGAAGAAGUUUGUAGUAGAAUUAUACAGUGACUUGGAAAUGGUUUAUGUGGGGCAAUUGUGCCUUUCUUGGGAAUUCCUUCAGUGGGAAUAUGAGAAGGCCUUGAAGCUAUGGGAAUCUGACCAAUACGGGUUACUAAGAUUCAACGAAGUAGCAGGAGAAUUUCAACAAUUCCAAGUGCUUCUCCAAAGGUUUAUAGAGAAUGAACCUUUCCUCCAUGGUCCACGAGUUCAAAACUAUGCCAGGAAUCGUUGUGCAAUGCGCAAUCUUCUUCAAGUUCCAGUAAUAAGGGAAGACAACGCCAAGGAUAAAAGGAAAUUCAGUAAAAGAGAAGCAGAUAAAGAUGCAAUCACCAGUGACAUGCUAGUGGAGAUUUUGGAAGAAUCCAUCAGAACAAUUUGGCGUUUUAUAAGAGCUGAUAAAGAUGCAUCUAGCUUGGCUCUAAAAGGUCUAAAAGAAAAUCAUGUACAGCUCCAAGACCCUUCAAAUUCAGAGCUUUUGGUGGAGAUUAGAACAGAUCUUCAAAAGAAAGAGAAGAGAUUGAGAGAGAUUUUGAGGAGUGGAAGCUGCAUUCUGAAGAAGUUCCAAAAGCAUCAUGAAGAUGAGGCAGAUCAAGUGCUUUACUUUUUCUCUCAAGUGGACAUGAAAUUGGUUUUGAGAGUGUUGAACAUGUCAAGGAUAACGACAGAUCAACUAGCAUGGUGUCGUAGUAAAUUAAACAAGAUCACUUUUAUAAACCGAAGGAUACGUGUAGAACCAUCAUUUUUACUUUUCCCUACUUAAUACUUUAUUUCACAUUUAGAAUGUUAUUAUUGAAGUAGUAAUGAAUUUUUUCAUAUAACUUCAAAGUGUCUCAAUGA